This is a messenger RNA of Synchiropus splendidus (mandarinfish), 2775 nucleotides long. It is a transcript of the gene sptlc1, whose product is annotated as serine palmitoyltransferase, long chain base subunit 1. NCBI's taxonomy places the organism in Eukaryota, Metazoa, Chordata, Actinopteri, Syngnathiformes, Callionymidae. Gene Ontology annotation, molecular function: serine C-palmitoyltransferase activity; pyridoxal phosphate binding. The transcript is spliced from 15 exons. Gene Ontology annotation, cellular component: endoplasmic reticulum. Bases 45 to 1463 code for a protein of 472 amino acids. The record is from RefSeq and is a predicted model, not a curated record. Gene Ontology annotation, biological process: sphingosine biosynthetic process; ceramide biosynthetic process.
CUUGAAUGCAUCGCAACUGAUGACGUUGCUAAGCGAAAACAAACAUGGCGUCUGGACAGCAGUGGGUGUUGGUGGAAAUGGUGCAAGCGUUCUAUGAGGCUCCGGCCUACCACCUCAUACUAGAGGGAAUCCUCAUUUUGUGGAUCAUCAGACUUCUGUUUUCCAAAACUUACAGACUUCAUGAAACGUAUAAACUGACAGAAAAGGAGAAAGAGGACUUAAUUGAAGAGUGGCAACCAGACCCUCUUGUUCCUACCUCAUUUCGCGACAAUCCUUCUGUCGUCUACGAUGUUGUUACAGGACCACCAAGCCACAAGAUUGUAAUCAAUGGAAAGGAGUGUAUAAAUUUUGCGUCAUUUAACUUCCUGGGCCUGCUUGACAAUGAACGAGUAAAGCAAAAGGCCCUGGCGUCACUGAAAAAAUAUGGUGUUGGGACAUGUGGACCAAGAGGCUUCUAUGGCACCUUCGAUGUUCACCUGGAGCUAGAGAGCCGCCUGGCGAAGUUCAUGAAGACAGAAGAGGCGAUCAUCUACUCAUAUGGCUUUGCCACCAUCGCUAGCGCCAUACCAGCCUACUCAAAGAGAGGAGACAUCAUAUUUGUGGAUGAGGCAGCCUGUUUUUCCAUCCAGAAAGGCCUCCAAGCAUCCCGUAGCUUCAUCAAAUACUUCAAGCACAAUGACAUGGGCGAUCUGGAGCGCCUGCUGAGAGAACAGGAGGUGGAAGACCAGAAGAACCCUCGUAAAGCUCGAGUGACACGGAAAUUCAUUGUAGUGGAAGGACUUUACAUCAACACUGCUGACAUCUGCCCGCUUCCAGAAUUGCUCAAAUUGAAGUAUAAGUACAAGGUUCGGAUCUUCCUUGAGGAGAGCAUGUCUUUUGGAGUCCUGGGAGAACAUGGCAGAGGGGUUACCGAACACUUUGGGGUCAAUAUAGAUGACAUCGACCUCAUCAGUGCCAAUAUGGAGAAUGCUGUGGCAUCAAUUGGAGGAUUCUGCUGUGGGCGCUCCUUUGUCAUUGACCACCAGCGUCUUUCUGGCCAGGGCUACUGCUUUUCUGCCUCUCUUCCUCCCAUGCUUGCUGCUGCUGCCAUUGAGGCCCUGAACAUCAUGGAGGAAGAUCCAGAAAUUUUCUCGACACUGAGAGGAAAAUGCAGCCAUGUUUUCAAGGCUUUAAAGGGGAUUCCUGGUCUAAAGUUAGUGGGUGAACCAUUCAGUCCAGCAUUUCAUCUUCAAUUGGAGAGAAGCUCUGGCUCAAGGGAGUCUGACAUGCAGCUGCUGCGUUCCAUUGUCAAUUACUGUAUGGAGAGGAAGGUGGCUCUGACCCUGGCUAGAUAUCUGGAGAAAGAGGAGAAGUUUCUUCCUCCACCCAGCAUCAGAGUGGUGGUGACCAUCGAGCAGACAGAGGAGGAGAUCCAGUCUGCUGUGUCCUGUAUCCAAGAGGCAGCAUCAACCCUUCUAAAAUGAUGAUUGUUGGUCAGUGCUGAAGCCGAGCAGACCACAGAGAGAAGUCCAGCCACUGAACACAACUGUGAGGGGACACACUCCAAAACUCUCAUCACACUGUGAGCCUAACUCAUAGAUUAUGUCCAAUAAUACCUGUAUUUUAAAUCACUAUGCCUUCUUUGUUUACUUAGUUGACAAUUGUUGCCUUAAUCCUCGCUCUACAUCGUUACAUCACUUCUUGCGCUUCGUUCUGAAUCUUGAUUCAGCUUCAUCUUCACCAGUAGAGAAAACACAACUGCGGAGUUAUGCAGAUGCAAAUGCCACAAUGUUUCAUCCAAUAUACUGACCAAAGAGAAGACACUGCAUGCUGUUUUACUGCAUUGAGCUGCAGUGAGUCGACUUCAGUCGCGCAUGGGACAUGUGAUUUUGUGUUUUCUUAUACUGACACAGAUUUUUACAAGGUUUUGUUCUUUGUUUUUACAGUGUUGCGUUGUGUGAGAGGUCAAAGCAUUUCUGACAUUUCUAUGAAAUAUAAAGCUGACUUCAGUCAUGGUGUCUUGUGAUCAUUUUUAUUUGCUGUCAACUCGCAAAAAUAAGAACUACAUUUGUUCUAUUGGAGGCAGGCAUUUGGUGAAGAAGUCCAUGAUUCUGUGGGUCAUUAGUAUAUGCACACUCUGUUAGAUUUCUAUGUCUUUUUCUGACUUUUCUCAUGGUUGUCAUUUUUGUGUACCAGAUUUGUGUUUUAUUCAAAUGCAACUUUAAUGUGGCUGUGUUCUCUGUUUUUAAUCCUAUAGUGGUGUUGGGUAAGUCUGUGUUCUUUGGAUUUGUCUAUUUCUUCCGAGCCUUCCGUGUUUGUAUACUUCUGUUUGAGUGUGUUACUUUGGGUUUUUGUGUGCCCUGUGUUGAUGUUUUUUCCACAUAUCCUGUCUCUUGAGGUUCAUCUCAUUCAUAGGUGAGACUCGUACACAGCAUGUACGUAAUUAUUUACCGCUGUGUUUAUCCUUAGAGUGUUGCUUUACAGAUUUUGGAUUUUAAUUGAUGUGCUCAUGAUGCUCUGUGUUGACAAGCCUACAUCACCACAUAGGAAUGUACACAUGUAGACGUUCGUCUGUGCUCCUCGCCCAUGGCUGUUGUUUUUACUUUUCAUUGGUGUCUGGUUCUCUCUCUGUGGGUGCUGUUGACAACAUGACAGUCCUUAAAUCGCAGCAGCGGACAUCUCAUUUCAUUUUGAGGUCAUCAAGUUUAUUCAUUUGCUCUUCGACAGGAAGAGAGAGCUGUUUAACAAUGUGCCCAAAAUUGUUAUAAAAGCUACAACAUAGAGCUAUGGCUCAGA